AUCAGACCUUGGAAUAAGUGGACACGGCUAAACGCAUUUUUCUCCUUGCGUAUUCGAAAUCCGUCUGCUGUUUCACGGCGUGAUACAAUGGAAUACCCGCAAGUUUAGCACGGAUAUAGGCAACGAAUUAAGAAUAUUUUCAGAUUCAUGUUUAGCCUACACAUCUACUUUACUGUGCGUUGGUUACAUAUAUUCUCUUGAUGCACUGUACAAUUCCUGGAAUACUUGGCAAGACGAACUUCCUUUUGUUUUUUUUCACUCUUUUAACGGAAGUUGUAUUAAGUUGGGAGAAGUGGGACAAAACCACGGAAUGGAAGAUACGAAAUUCCACAACGGCAUAAUUAACACUAUAACCGGAUAAUCCUCAAGAGUACAGCGUAGUUGUCCGCUACGUGAGGUGAUGUCUAUUGAUUUAGGGUACCGAAUGUGUGUUUGUACCAAGACGAAAUGAACGCACUUCCGUGGGAUAUUUGCGAAUGGACCGGACAGUGGCUCAGGGAGUAGACUGGUUGCUGAAAAUUCACAGUGGAAAUGUUUUGGAGACAGGAGAACAAUACCAGUUUGUUGCUGCUCGCCAGGAGAGAUGCCUGGCGUUUGCUCCUCGCCCCCAGCAGCAUUGGCAAAGACAAGACGUGGCUACACAAACUUGUGCAUCGACAGAUGUAUUUUGGAUUUGAUUGCGUUCCAGCAUCGACGGAUGUCUUUCGAUUUGGGAAUUAUCAGUGAUCAAAUUAUUAUACACGCCGACUUUUUGCGUGGCACUCGUUUUGGAAGUCAAAUUUCACUGGAUAUAAACACUCUGCACGGAAACCUGUUUAUCGUUUUUCGGGAAAGUAGAUGUGUAAUUUCUAAACGUAAGUCUGAAUAGAACAUCGUUCUAAAAUAUUACCCUGCUAUUCUUGCGCGUAGUUUUUAAAUGGUUGUAUUUUUUGCUCAGUCGUUCCCAUUUGAAAAGAGAAGUCAACAUGCCAUCUUUUUAACGUUUAUUUUCAUAUCUGAUGGAAGACGUGCUGAAUUGGCAAAGAGACAGAAUAUUAACGCACCUUAGAAUUAUAUUGGAGUUUAGCCUCAUGUUGCGUACUAUUAAGACUGGUAAAAAGGAAUACCGAUUAUUUCUUGAAUCCAGACCGUGGUGUUUGUGUGUGGAAACUGGUUUGAUAGAAUGACACUACGAUUUACAAGUUCAGAACAACUGGGUAUAGAAGUAAACUUUAUUAGAUUUUUUAUUAUUUGAUGUAAGCCUGAACACCAGUGUUGCCAAAAGUGUUCUGGACAGAACUUCCUUUGCGAAGUGACAAGAGAGCUACACAGCAUUAAAAAUUUACUGGUUUGAGUAAGGGGAGGCAACAGAGAAAAAGAAAAAAAAAGAAAAGAAAAAGAAAACAUCUGGUUCUUGGAUCAUGGCUGGAGAGUGCGCUGGGCGGUCUCUGGUUUUAUUAUCAUUCUUGGCCGUGGGGGCUGCGUUCUCCGGUGUCCUUAAUUCUUCAGACAAAGAUGUUUUCAACGACGACACCGAGCAGGUCAAGCUCGCGGAGGACGGCACCGCCGAACCGUGGAAGCACAUAGCGGACAACCUUCACCCAAACCUCUAUUUUGACCCGGUGGAUGUACCGUUACUCAGGCAGAGGUCCACCAGCACCCACGGCCACCUCUUCAAAGUGAUCCGCGUGGCCGUCGUGACCAUGCUGUCCAACGCCAACCUGUACCUGCCGCCAACGAGGCACGAGGAUUUCGCCAGCAAGUGGAACGAGAUCUACGGCAACAACCUCCCCCCGCUCGCCCUGUACUGCCUGAUCUGUCCAGAGGACGGCGCCGCUCGCCAGUUCCUGCUGAGGUACAUGGACCGGAUGGCGGAGUACCCCAACUGGACGGUGACCAGCGCCCCCAACGACGAAGUACCCGCGGCGCACUCCCUCACCGGGUUCGCCACGGCCUACGAUUUCGUCUACACCUCCUUGGACGCGCGGAGGCGGGUCGGCUACCUCAAGAAAAUCCGCUCCGCCACCGAGGAGAUCUACGAGGUGUCGAAGCACAGAGGGUGGGGCAAGCAGUUCUUACAGAACCACCAGACCACCAACAUCCUGGCCAUUCUGACCGGCGCCAUCGUGGCGGGAGAGCACAACGACCCCGAGACGAUGCUGUGGAAGCAGGUGUGCGUGAACUACAUGGAGAAGACGAUGUUUCUCCUGAAUCACAUCGUGGACGGGUCCCUGGACGAGGGCGUGGCCUACGGGAGCUACACGGCCAAGUCCAUCACGCAGUACGUGUUCCUGGCGCAGCGCCACUUCAACAUCGACAACACGCAGAACAACUGGCUCAGGGCCCACUUCUGGUUCUACUACGCCACCCUGCUGCCCGGCUUCCAGAGGACGGUGGGCAUCGCCGACUCCAACUACAACUGGUUCUACGGGCCCGAGAGCCAGCUGGUGUUCCUGGACUCUUUCGUGCUGGAAAACGGCACGGGCAACUGGCUCGCCCAGCAGAUCCGGAAGCACCGACCCAAAGACGGCCCCAUGGGUCAGUCGUCCGCCCAGCGCUGGACGACGCUGCACACGGAGUACAUCUGGUACAACGCUCACCUGACGCCGCAGCCGCCCGCCGGGUACGGCGAAGCGAAGAUGCACGUCUUCUCCAACUGGGGUGUGGUGACGUACGGGGCGGGCAUGCCCAGCGGCCAGGGCAACACCUUCGUCUCCUUCAAGUCCGGGAAGUUGGGCGGACGGGCGGUGUACGACAUCGUCCACGCCAAGCCGUACUCGUGGGUCGAGGGCUGGGGCAGCUUCAACCCGGGGCACGAGCACCCGGAUCAGAACUCGUUCACCUUCGCCCCCAACGGGCAGGUCUUCGUGUCCGAAGCGCUCUACGGGCCCAAGUACAGCUACCUGAACAACGUGCUGGUGUUCGGCCCCUCCCCCACCAGCCAGUGCAACGAGCCGUGGGAGGGGCAGCUGGGAGAGUGCGCCAAGUGGCUGCGGUGGGCGGACAAGGAAGUGGGGGACACCGCCGGCGAGGUCGUCGCUGCCUCCUCCCACCGGGACGCCAUGUUCGUGAGCGGCGAGUCGGUGGGGGCGUACUCCUCGGCCAUGAAGCUGAAGAGCGUCUACAGGGCGCUGGUGCUCCUCAACUCCCAGACGCUGCUGGUGGUGGACCACGUGGAGAAGCGGGAGGACUCGCCGCUGAACGCGCUCAGCGCCUUCUUCCACAACCUGGACAUCGACUUCAAGUACGUCCCGCACAGGCUUGCGGACCGGUUCAACGGGGCUCUGAUGGACGUGUGGGACGCCCACUACAAAAUAUUUUGGGUCGACAAUCAGGGCGCCAGCCCGCCGGGCAGGAUACAGGAGGCGGAGCAGGCGGCGGAGUUCAAGAAGCGGUGGACGCAGUUCAUCAACGUCACCUUUCCCAUGAGGGGCACGGUCACCCGGGUGGCCUACGUGCUGCACGGCCCUUACGUGAAAGUGAGCGACUGCAAGUUCGUCGAGGAGAGUAAAAACGGGCUGAAGCUGUCCGUGGUCAUCAACGACACCGAGAACAUCGUGUCCGUCGCGACGAACUACAAGGACAUCGGCGCCCGAUUGAGCUACCUGGGCUUCGGGGGGCACGCCAAGGUGGAGAACGAGCAUCAGGUCACGCGUUUCGGUGUGGGAACUCAGCUCGUCCCGAAACAGAGCGCGGCGGACCGCAGCGUGUUCGACUUUGGAUUCGUAGUUAAUUUAAUCGCCGGGGCGACACUGUGCGUCGCCAUCGGGUUUUUGACCCUGCAACGGAAGUUCUACGCGUGCUUCAGCAAGCUCAUGCGGUACACCCUGAUCUCGGUCCUCCUGCUGUGGAUCGUUGAGCUUCUGUUCGUCUCCAACAGCUGCAAUCAGCUCCUCUGCGGAGUGAAGUGGAAGGGCGCCGCCGACCGCGGUGGCGGCGGCGGCGGCGGUACGCCGCGCGCGCCCUCGGACUCGCGCCCGUUCCCGCUCCCGACCGUCGUCAUAACAACCCUGCCCGGGUUCGGUGCGGAGAUCCUCAAGCACCUGUUCUACAACACCUCCGAUUUUGUUUACCUCCGGGUGCCCACCGAGCACCUGGACAUUCCCGAGACGGAGUACGAGUUCGACUCCCUGGCGGACGCCUGCGAGUGGUCGAAAGCGGACGCCCGGGGCGGCCGUUUCCGAGUCAUCCAGGGCUGGUUCCACUCCCUGAUCCGCAACACCAGGCUGCACCUGCAGAACAUACAGCUGGACGAGGCCAGCCGGACCCGGCCGGGCCAGGGGGGCGACUCCUCCCGCCGCGGCAAGAGGAAGAGGAGCAGGAGGAAGGAGCCGCUGGCCGAGCCGCGGGGCCCCGGGAAGGGGAGCCUGGAGAGGGACGCGGAGUACAUCAGGGAACUGCGGCGGCACGUCGGCCGGUACCAGAGCGCCUGCGUGGUCCUGAGUCUGAGCAGCGGGAGCUGGCCCCUCAAGCUCCCCUUCGUCCAGGAGGUCGUCGGCCCUUCCUUGCGCGCCAUCAACGUGGUCCGGGACCCGCGGGCCUGGAUCUACCUGAUGCUGUACAACGGCAAGCCCAGCCUCUACUCCCUCAAGAACAUCCCGCAGCACCUGGCCCUGAUCUUCCAGGAGGACGGCAGCCGGGUCGGGUGCGCGGGGUUCGCGCCCGAGUUCCGGGCCCUGCGGCAGAUGCUGGCCCGCGCGGAGACCGACCCGGUCCCGCUGCUCUCCCACCUGUGGCUGGCGCACACGGCCGCCACCCUGCGGGUCAGCGGGGACCUGUCGGAGGGCACCUACCUCCAGGUGAGGUUCGAGGACGUGGUGCACUUCCCGGAGGAGACCGCCCGGCGGAUACACUCCCACCUGGGCGUGCCGGUCACGCCGACGGCCCUCAACCAGCUCAUGUUCACCACGUCCACGAACCUGUACAGCCUCAUGUACGAGGGGGACGUGUCACCGGCCAGCAUCAACGUGUGGAAGCAAAACAUGCCCUACAGUGACAUCAAACUAAUAGAGGACACGUGCUGGUCUGUAAUGAAGAGGUUAGGAUAUUCAAGGUUUACAAGUUAAAUGCUGCGGGUCAGCUGAUAGCAUCAUCUAGGACUUUUUUUCAUUUUGUCUUUUGCACUAAUAGGAUAUGUAAUUAAAGUUCAGCCGUGGAUUUUUUAAGCGGAAUUGGACACUGAGGGAAAGAGCAAGCUCGACAAAAAUAGGUUUCGGUUUUUUUCCUUUUGUCCAGAAUGUGUGGCUCACUUUGAUCUGAAGCAAUACCUAAAUGGUGGUCAAAAAUUUAUGUUUUACAUUAAAAUGCUAUUGGAUUUAUUUGGAUUGAAGGAAUACACAAAGUCCCAUUUUCUUUAUGCUAUGUCAAAGCCAGCUGAGCCUCAAAGUUGGACGUGAGAAAGGAUGGAUGUUUUAUCUGUGGCGAUGUGGUUAGAAAUCUCAAAGAAAGUUAUACUGUAAUUUCAACAGUGGUUAUUUUUGUAAUGCUGUGCUCUGUGUACUGAUAUGGACCAGGUACUACAUGUUCUAUAGUAUACAUAUGUAAAUGUGGACAUUAUUUUCUUAUAAAGCAAUAGUAUGUACAUAAAAUAUAUACAGUUGUCUCUUUUUAUAUAUGUAUAUUUUGUAAACCGAUUUCUUUUACCAAAGGAUAAAUGACGAAAUAGACUGGGUUUUGUGCCGUGCUAAAAUAUAAAGGUUGAGAAAGGACACCUAGAGCUGUUCUCUGGAGGGAAAAAAAUCUGUGGUGUUUAAUUGGAUGUACAGUACCAAGUACACAGCGAGUAAAUUAUCCUUACAUAGCAGAUUUGUAAAUUGUAUGUCAGACCAAACAUCAACCCUGGAAUUUUAUGUUCUCAGGGAACAGCCCUAGACGUAAGUAAAUGCUAUAUUUCAAGGCUUUAUUGUGGGUAAGUCCUUGGUGGUUUUUUUGCACUGUUGUUUUGGGUUCACUUGUUUAUGCUUACAGAAGCGCUUAUGCUCAUCACCUCAAAACUGCAGAAAGAUGGCAGUGUGCUUAUUGACUUCAUUGCGUUGCUUAAUCUGUGAAAGGAUAAAUGCUGAAUGUUUGCAGUAUUGGCCUGAAGCUAGUUUAAGUGUCUGCUUUGUUCAUUCACACAAUCAAAGGUUUUGAAAAUUGAAAAUAUAAAUUGCAUUUCAAAAUGAA
Molecule: messenger RNA, 6144 nt
Organism: Anguilla anguilla (European eel)
Lineage: Eukaryota; Metazoa; Chordata; Actinopteri; Anguilliformes; Anguillidae
Product: dermatan-sulfate epimerase-like protein
Exons: 1
Coding region: 1401-5045 (1214 amino acids)
Molecular function (GO): chondroitin-glucuronate 5-epimerase activity
Source: RefSeq, a predicted model, not a curated record